Plectropomus leopardus (leopard coralgrouper) is the source of this 1542-nucleotide messenger RNA. RefSeq names its product TCF3 (E2A) fusion partner (gene tfpt). The record is from RefSeq and is a predicted model, not a curated record. Gene Ontology annotation, cellular component: Ino80 complex. Gene Ontology annotation, molecular function: DNA binding. Gene Ontology annotation, biological process: apoptotic process; apoptotic signaling pathway; positive regulation of apoptotic process. NCBI's taxonomy places the organism in Eukaryota, Metazoa, Chordata, Actinopteri, Perciformes, Serranidae.
AUGAGUUAGUCGAAGGGAGGAUGUACAUUAGCUGCGUUUGCUUCGACUGACGUUUGAUUUUUAGCAAAUUAUAAUGAUGGUAAACGCUUUUAGCUAACCUACAGCUAACAGACUACAGAUUUACACACCGUCUGUAGAUCAGAUUAACCGUUUUGAUCCGUUUGUUGUGAAGUUUUAACCCCGCAGGACUCACAGCUGCUGCUGAGCACCAGUGUUUUUGGACUCAUCCUCCAUAAAUAUGAUGGAGGAUUUCUCUGGUUUGGCUCUGCCUCCUCUGUUUGGAGGACACAUCCUGGAGGCGGAGCUGGAGCCUGGCGGUGUGGAGCUGGGACCCGGAGAGGUGGAGCUGGGACCAGGGGGCAACGAGCUGCUGGAGGAUACAGCACAGGAGGAUGAAGAGAGAAGAGCUCUUGAUAAGAGGAAAUAUCUGGCUCUGAACAGAAGAUGUAAAGAAAUUGAACAGGUAAAUCAGAAGAUUCUUGGUCGCCUUCAUCAAGUACAAAGAAUUACACGCCGCUUAAAGAAGGAGAGACGGUUUCUCAUGAAGACUUUAGAUGCUCAUGGGGACGACUACAGAAACGCUCAGCUUACUAUACUGCUCGAGGAUGAGCCUGGAGCCCAUUUAGAUCCUCCUGCUGGAGUGGAGGAUGAACGGCUCAAUGGUGUGUCUGGUUCCACUUUGUCUUCAGCGAUGCAUCAUGCUGCUGGACCGAAGAGGAGGAGGCACCGAAUACCACGGCAGGAAAAGGAUAAAGACCAGCAGACUGAAUCAGACAUGUCAGUGUUGGCAGAGACACAGUUUGGAGAAAUGCCCAGCCCAACCUCUCUGUCUCACUGAUCAGUGCGCUGCAGCCCUGGAUAUAACAAUGAUGAAGGAUCACCCAGUUUCUCUAACUGUUCAGUAGAUACUCUGCCUCUGCGCAGCCAGGUUUUUGCACUGUUUGUAGUCUUACUUGAAAAUUGCGAACACAUUGAAUUCAUGUAAAGUCAAAUGAGCUGUUAUUCCCCUGGUACAUACUGUAUAUGCAUUUGUUUUGUAUAUAUGACCUUAUGUUUUCAUAUUUUGUACUUAUAGUUUAUGGCAACGCAUAAUUAUGACCAGCGGCAAACUGUCGUGGAAAGCCUUGUUUGAUAAAUAUCUGGCAACCUAGAUGCAAAUAUCAUAGUGUUGUAAGUGUGUUUUUAAUAGCUUUCACAUCACAUUUCCAGAUACAUAUAUAAUUGACUUCAUUUAAUUUACACAGUAUGACAGUAACUGCUGAAAUUAACUAUUUGACUGUAUUAUGAAAUGUUUUAAUGUUUUAAAAUUUUUGAAUAAUUUUUUUACUUUGAAAAUUUCAAAAUGUUUGGAUAGGGCUGUCUUAUAUUUUAUUGUGUUUCCUAAUGCUCACCAGAAGCAGACAAAGAUUUCAUCACUUUCAUGUUCACAUCUGCAUUGGGGUGGAAAUAUAUUGCAAUUUAUUACCUUUUUCAACUGUAAAUAAUGUCUCUAAAGGAAAACAUCUGCUUUAAAGUACAAGAUAAAGUUUUAAAGAAUUUUUU